UGCCAAACACGAGUCGCACGUAAUUUGUGGUGAAAAGCAAAACAAUCGCAACAUUUGUCUUCAAUUUGUUUGCAAUCCAUUUGAAGAUAAUGUCAAACCUUUUGAGGACAUGUUUGCGGCCGAGACUGUGGGCCAACCACUGGUCCAAAGCAGUGGUCGCCAAACACUCGGCCAACACGUGUGUCAUUCAAAGGACGUGUAAUCGUCUCAUCAAUACGUCGGACAAGAAGAAGGGACACGACUCUCAUGACUCCCACGACCUGCACGACGGCUCCAUCCCGUCCUUCGUCCCCGGGUUUAUGGACCCCCAGCCGAAGGGGCCGCAGACGGUCCGCGAGUUCGCGGACGUGGAGUCGCAAAAGAAUUGGCUGACCUUUGGCUGGGAUAUCGGGAACCGCGCAGAGGACCGAUUCAUCAAUCGCUGGGCUUUCUUCUUGAUCGUGACGAUGGGCGCAGUCAUUGUGCCCUAUAUUAUCAUGUAUUACCCGGACUACAAACUGUACGACUGGUCGGUGAGAGAGGCGUACCUGGAGUUGGAUCGACGCGAACGACUGGGCCUUCCGUUGAUUGACAAGAAUCUGAUUGAUCCCAAUCUACUGGAGUUGCCGUCGGACGAGGAGUUGGGCGACACAGAGAUCUAUAUCUAG
This is a messenger RNA of Oppiella nova, 647 nucleotides long. NCBI's taxonomy places the organism in Eukaryota, Metazoa, Arthropoda, Arachnida, Sarcoptiformes, Oppiidae. The record is from the annotation of a GenBank genome assembly.